AACUAGGUAACGGAACUUUCCUCUGUACCUGGCGGGGAGCGUGCUUGAGGUUCGCCCUGGUGGUCUCGAUACAGGCUAGUUUUUCGGAGCACCACAGCCACGGUGGGCCAGAAUGGAUGGAUUCAGCGGCGCCUGAUAGGCUGCUGCAACCUGGUCGAGACUUCAGCCGUUCACGUUCCGGUUCCAAGUUGUCUUGCCAAGUUGUCCUGCCAUCGCUCACUUGUUCUGGGGUGUUGUCCGCUGGCGAGAGGCCAGGCCACUCGUUCUCGAGUUUGUUUUGCUUUCCAUCGUCGCUCGUAUUUUUUUUUGUCGUUGUCUGUCUGAAGAUUGUUAUGUUCGAGAUUAAACGUCUGCCGCUGCUCGAUCACGCCCUGCUCAUGCGCCCUCCGCUGAAUCGCUCGCCUCUGGAGGGUUCCCCUUGUGCCUGGGACACUAGCCGUUUUGCCCUUCCUCCGCGGGCAUGGAGGGAAGAAGCCAGCAGAACUCUGCCGCCGCGUUACGAGAUCAGCUUGACAGCAUUGAACUGCAGCCCCAUGCCUCGACCUCGCACUCAAGCGCUGGCGUAACGAGACGAGACACUCAAGCAGACCAGCCCUCGUUAGGGCAUGCUGGGAUGCUGAGAAGCUCCCCGUCUGCCCACGACGGCGCUCGAUUCGAUGGCGACGACGAUACCAGAAAUUCUGGCUCUCGACGGCCGCGACCGGCCCUAAAAGUCAGGACUGCUGAACUCUACACGAUCAAGUCCCAAACGCCAGUGCCACCGUCGCAGGAAGUCGGGCAGGACCGCCAUCAUGGGCCUUCACCUGUUGCCGGAGGCCAGCCUCCGGAGCGCAGUCGCAUUGACGAGCCGCGAGUUUCCCUGACCCUUCCUCGCCAAACCUUCUACAGGUUGCGAGAAAACGUUAAAGGUGCGGGGGCUCGCGGUGGAAUGCUCGAUACCGCUCUCCCGCAGUAUGCCGACUGGGCCCGCCGUUCGAGGGCGCGCCAAAAGACGCUAGCCAGAUGCCAAUGGGAAAAAAUACGGACAACCGUCGAGACGGUGUAUAAUCGUCUCAUCUUGGAGGGCCUGUUGAGGCGGAAACCGAUUCCGCCAAGCCGGGAUGGGAGGCGUAUACCGCUGAAGCCGGGGUUGGCGAGACAGAGAGCACUAAAGGACGAGCGGACCGGCCGCCCGUACGUCUCUAAUUUCAUUCGGUCGAGUCGGUACACCGUCUGGAACUUCUUGCCAAAGCAGCUCUUCUUCCAGUUCAGCAAGCUGGCCAACUUCUACUUCCUGGUUAUCGGUAUCCUACAAAUGAUACCCGGGCUCAGCACCACUGGAACGUACACGACCAUCGGUCCACUCAUUGCCUUCGUGGCGCUCAGCAUGGCAAAAGAGGGCUAUGACGAUUACCGAAGAUAUAAGCUCGACAAGCUGGAGAACAGGAGCUCGGCAUGGGUGCUGGACCCCGAAGGCACUAUCCGGAGUGAGCCAAGGAGAACACGGCACAUGUCUUGGGGUCUUUUUAGGAGAGAGAAGCCGUCGGCCGACCCAGAGAUGCAGUCCACCGAAUUGGCGUCGGCACACACCGGAGGUUUCCAGUCUGAGCAGUGGGCGAGGGUCGAGUGGCAGGAUAUCAGAGUGGGAGACAUCAUCCGGCUGCAGCGCGACGAGAACGUGCCCGCCGACAUCGUCCUGCUUCACGCUACGGGUCCAAACGGUGUUGCGUACAUCGAAACGAUGGCCCUGGACGGCGAGACAAACCUGAAGACCAAGCAAGCUUGCCCUCUGCUGGCCAGACACUGCUCCUCGGCCGCUGACCUGGCCGAGCGCGAUGCCGAGAUUGUGUCCGAAGACCCGAAUAUGGACCUUUACAACUUCGAGGGCCGGGCCACCGUGAACGGGGAGACCAUGCCGCUCACCCUGAACGAGGUUGUUUACAGGGGCUCGACGCUGCGGAACACGACACAAGCCGUGGGGCUCGUCAUCAACACCGGCGAGGAGUGCAAAAUCCGCCUGAACGCCAACAAGAACGUCCGCGCCAAAGCCCCUGAAAUGCAGCACAUCGUCAACCGCAUCGUCGUUAUGCUCGUAUUCUUUGUUCUUCUCCUCAGUCUUGGUUGCACAUUGGGCUACAUCUUCUGGCGGAAGCACUACGAAGACCGCGCAUGGUAUCUUCGUCGCGGAAGCGUAUCGCUGGGACAGAUCUUCAUCGCUUUCCUUAUUGCCUUCAACACGCUUAUCCCGCUGUCGCUCUACGUUAGUCACGAGAUCGUCAAGAUUGGCCAGCUGCUUCUGCUCAGCGACAUUGAGAUGUACGAUCCGGUUACGGACACACCAAUGGUGGCGAACACAACCACGAUCCUCGAGAACCUCGGUCAAGUCAGCUAUGUGUUCUCCGACAAGACCGGCACCUUGACCGAGAAUCUGAUGAAAUUCCGCAAAAUGAGCGUCGCGGGGACCGCGUGGCUCCAUGACAUGGACUUGCGGAGGGAGGCCAGGAAGCAAGGGAAAAAGCCAAUGCGCCGAAACACCUCCGAGCGUGCGAAGAAAGGCCACCAGACGUCAUUCGUCAAACGCCAGGCCAGUCUAGACGGACGCGAGACCAUAGACGAGCCUCUUGUCGAGGGACGUCGGUCGGAAGGCGGCUAUAUUCCGAGAACGAGCUCGGUCUCGGGAUGGAGAUCGUCGGUCCACGCCGGGCAAAGUCAGCCAGAGCUCAAAACGGACGACUUGAUGCGCUAUAUGGCCGACAAACCCCACUCGAAUCUCUCCCGCAAGGCCCGGCAGUUCAUCCUCUGCCUGGCUCUGUGCCAUACUUGCCUCCCUGAGACGGGCGAAGACGGCGAGAUCAGCUUUCAGGCUGCCUCCCCCGACGAGUUGGCGCUGGUCGAGGCUGCCCGAGACUUGGGAUGUCUGCUGGUCGACAGGUCCGCGCAGUCCAUGACGCUGCAAGUCCGCGCGGCAAAUGGUUCUACGACAACCGAGACCUACGAGAUCAUGGACGUCAUCGAGUUCAGCAGCAAACGCAAGCGGAUGUCCAUCAUUGUGCGCAUGCCGGACGGCAGACUGUGCCUCUUCACCAAGGGCGCCGACAGCGUGAUCCUGCCGCGCUUACGACAGAAGCAGCUUGCCAUGCAGACCGCCUCCGCCGUCGAACGAAGGGCCAGCGAGCGCAGGAGCGUCGAGCAGGUGAAGGCGCUCCGCCGACAGAGUCUGCAGAGCCCCAAGCGCGACAGCAUGCAUCUUAGGCGGGCACUGGACCGGAAGGAUAGCUGGCGGAGAUCGGCCAUGAUUACGGACGAGGUUGACCACUGGCUCUCUCGCCGCGAGGCCGAGGCCGAGGGCGCGGACGGAGACGGCGAGGCCUACCAGACUCCGCGCCGCUCCCUGGCUGGUGCCCGGUCGUUGGAGCUUUCCCGCUUGGCUGACCCCUUGGACGGUCUGGUGGAUGAUUCCAUGGUUCUCAACGACGCCGCCGUAUUUGAGCGCUGUUUCCAGCACGUCGAGAAGUUCGCCACCGAGGGCCUCCGAACGCUCAUCUUUGGCUACCGCUACCUGGAAGAGAACGACUACCAAGAAUGGAAGGCACUCUAUCACCAGGCGACCACCAGCCUUGUCAAGCGCCAGGAGCGUAUCGAGGACGCGGCCGAGCUCAUCGAAAAAGACUUCGACCUUGCCGGCGCGACCGCCAUCGAGGACAAGCUGCAGCAGGGUGUGCCCGAGACGAUCGACAAGCUCCGGCGCGCGAACAUCAAGGUCUGGAUGCUGACUGGCGACAAGCGAGAGACGGCCAUCAACAUCGCUCACUCGGCGAGGAUCUGCAAGCCCUUCUCCGAAGUGUACAUCUUGGACGCGACGCAGGGCGACCUGCGGGAACGGCUUGCCAUGACGCUGACGGAGGUCAGCCGGGGCGUGGUGCCGCACUCGGUUGCUGUCGUCGAUGGCCACACGCUUUCGGUGGUGGAAGAGCACGACGUCCUCCGACUCCUGUUCUUUGAUCUGGCCGCUAGAGUCGACUCGGUCAUCUGCUGCCGCGCGUCGCCCGCGCAGAAGGCCAUGCUGGUCAAGUGCAUCCGCCACCGGUCGCCGUCCGCCGUGACGCUCGCCAUCGGCGACGGCGCCAACGACAUCGCCAUGAUCCAGGCCUCGCACGUCGGCAUCGGCAUCUCGGGCCGCGAGGGCCUGCAGGCGGCGCGCAUCUCGGAUUACUCCAUCGCGCAGUUCCGUUUCCUGCAGCGCCUGCUCUUCGUCCACGGCCGCUGGAACUACGUCCGGUCCGGCAAGUACAUCCUCGGCACCUUUUGGAAGGAAGUCGUGUUCUACUUGAUUCAGGCGCAUUACCAGCGCUACAACGGCUACACGGGCACGUCGCUCUUCGAGUCCACCACGCUGACCGUCUUCAACACCCUCUUCACCUCGCUGCCCGUCAUCAUCCCGGGCAUCUUCGAGCGCGACCUGUCGGCGGAGACGCUGCUCGCGGUGCCGGAGCUCUACGUCUUCGGCCAGACCAACCGCGGGUUCAACUACGGCCAGUACCUCGGCUGGAUGGCCAUGGCCGCCGCCGAGGCCGCCCUCAUCUACUACUCGGUCUACUACCUCUACGCCGUGCCCUGCCACGCGCCCGUGCCGACCGACCUCUACCCGGCCGGCACGCUCGCCUUCUCGCUCGCCGUCGUCUUCAUCAACCUCAAGCUGAUGUUCCUCGAGGUCCACGACCGCACGCUCCUCCUGCUCGGCGGCAUGGCCGUCUCCGUCGGCGGCUGGUGGAUGUGGAACCUCCUGCUGAGCGGCCUCUUCCGCCACUCGUUCGGGCCCUACGUCGUGCGCGACGCCUUCCUCCGCGGCUUCGGCCGCCAGCCCAUGUGGUGGCUCGUCCUGCUCGUCGUGCUCUCCGCCCUCGUCGUCUUCGAGCUCGGCGUCACCGCCGUGCGCAAGUCCCUGUGGCCCACCGACCGCGAUCUCAUGCAGGAGAUGGAGCACGUCAAGGGGGUGAGGGAGGUCCUGAGGGAGCAUGCGGCCGCGGCGGAUGACGGCGGCGAGGCCGGCGUUGCGGGGUUGGGGGAGGAUGCGGACCGGGCGGGUGAUGGUGGCGGGGCGGGCAAGCCCGGGGACGCGGCGUCGGUGAAGACGUUUGCGUCGGCGCAGUCGUCGAUGCCCGACGCAGCGGCGCCAGACUGGCAGCGGUGGGAGGGCCAGGCCUCGCGCUCUGCGCAUGGAGCGGGUGGGAACGGAGGUGGUGGACGCCUGGCGGGCGAGGAGCGCUAAGUUGCCCCUGGACCAUCGGCGAACUGGCGACAACGAGCUUGCCCACUAGCCCCCUCCCCCCUCCCCUUAUUUAUGACUUGAUGACAUAUAUUUGGUUUGGC
Messenger RNA from Thermothielavioides terrestris NRRL 8126, 5349 nucleotides. RefSeq lists its product as uncharacterized. The transcript has a single exon. Gene Ontology annotation, molecular function: ATP binding; magnesium ion binding; ATP hydrolysis activity. The coding region runs from base 929 to 5248 and encodes 1439 amino acids. Gene Ontology annotation, biological process: phospholipid translocation; endocytic recycling; intracellular protein transport. Lineage: Eukaryota; Fungi; Ascomycota; Sordariomycetes; Sordariales; Chaetomiaceae. Gene Ontology annotation, cellular component: plasma membrane. The record is from RefSeq and is a predicted model, not a curated record.